AGUGGUAUUUCCACACAAUAACGCACUGUAUUACAAUCUGGUCCACAGGGUAUGAUGAUAAAGAACAUGUCCUUCAAGGUCGGGCAGACCAUGACCAUCGUUGGAGUCCCCAAACCUGACGCUACAAAUUUUGCAGUGAAUAUUGGCCCCAACGAGAAGGAUAUUACGAUGCAUAUCAACGCUCGUUUUAACGCCCACGGGGACGAGAAUGCGAUGGUCUGCAACUCAUACCAGGACGGCAUCUGGUGUGAGGAGCACCGAGAGGGAGGCUUUCCCUUCUCUCUGGGAGAGGAGUUUAAGGUGAGAGGUUGUUUGUGUGUGUGGUAUGUCCCAUGUCUAUUUAUGUCCUUUCUGUGAGUGACCUCUGUUGGA
This is a messenger RNA of Notothenia coriiceps (black rockcod), 372 nucleotides long. Its product is annotated as beta-galactoside-binding lectin-like. Gene Ontology annotation, molecular function: laminin binding; galactoside binding; carbohydrate binding. Lineage: Eukaryota; Metazoa; Chordata; Actinopteri; Perciformes; Nototheniidae. The transcript is spliced from 2 exons. The record is from RefSeq and is a predicted model, not a curated record. The coding region runs from base 52 to 357 and encodes 101 amino acids.